AAAUGUAAAUGUCACUAAGGUUAAAAUGUUUAUAAAACUGAAUUCUAUAUUUAAACCCAGUAUAAAUUUAAAAUUUCGGUUAUAGGUAUCACAUUUUUUAUAAGAUUUAUUUACCAUUUAUAAUCAGGAAAUUUUCUUUAAUUUGAAAUUAUUUUGCAUUAUCUAUUAUUCAAAUAUAUAUUUUUAUCAAUAAGUCAAAGUGGCAUAACUUAAUGUUUACUUAAAACAUAAGCUUAUUUUUGUAUGUUAUCUUAAUAAGCCCUAUAUUUAAUAUUCAUAUUGCUAAUGAAAUGUUUGUAAUUAAAUAUCUCUUAUCUAAUAAUUAAUGUUUUAUACACGAAGUCAGCAGCAUAAUUUUGUAGUUGUAUUAAAACAAACCGACAACUGAGAUAUAAUAAAAUGGCCAAUUUUACAUUCAGAGGCCUUAUGGCUCCAGUAUUUACAGUUUUUAAUAAGGAUUUAUCAGUAAACACGGAGAUUAUUCCACAAUAUGCCAAAUUUUUGCACGACUCUGGAGUACCAGCAGUAUUGGUCCACGGAACUAGUGGAGAGGGUAUGUCUAUGACCGUCGAAGAAAGAAAAAAGGUCGCAGAAAAAUGGGUUUCUUCUGUCAGAUGUACAAAACAACACGUCAUGGUCCAGGUCGGUGGUUGUCCUUUACCUGAUGCACAGGAACUCGCCAGGCACGCUGAAAAAAUCGGAGCACACUCAAUUUUGUGCUUGCCAGAACUAUAUUUCAAACCCAGCACUCCUCAAGAGCUGAUCGAUUACUUAAAACUUAUUAGUCAAGCUGCACCUAAUACACCACUUCUGUAUUACCAUAUUCCAGCAUGGACGUGUGUUGACAUUAAUAUGGAACAAUUUUUGGAGCAAUCAGUGGGACAAAUUCCUACAUUCCAUGGCAUUAAGUAUACUUCUAACGAUUUAGCAGAAGGUUACAAUGCUCUUAAGGCUGCUAAUGGGAGAUAUGCAGUAUUUUUAGGGGCAGAUACGUUGAUAGAACCAGCUUUUGCUCUGGGCUUUGAUUCCAUUAUUGCCACAUCUCUAAACAUUAUUCCUGGACAUUCAGUAAAAAUCGUUGAAGCCAUCCAGGAGAAUAGAAUUGCAGAUGCUAGGGCAGUCCAAGGAAAACUUACCGCUGCAUGCAAAAUUAUAACUAAAGAUGGUGCUUGGGUUCCAACUAUGAAGGCAGCCAUGAAUUUCGUUACUCCAAUUAACGUUGGUUUAGCAAGGCCACCUCUGAGAAACUUAACGGAAGAUCAGAUCAAAACACUUCACUCAGGACUGAAGAGGUUUCUCUAAACUUUAAGAACUCCCGAGACCAAUAUCAUUAAAAAUGGCUGCUGCUUUGACGAGAAUUCUUUAUUGUAUUUUUUCUUGAAUAAUAUUAAAUAUAUUUUUAUAUUAUAAUACCUACCUA
Sitophilus oryzae (rice weevil) is the source of this 1420-nucleotide messenger RNA. RefSeq names its product N-acetylneuraminate lyase-like. The coding region runs from base 400 to 1302 and encodes 300 amino acids. Gene Ontology annotation, biological process: N-acetylneuraminate catabolic process. The transcript is spliced from 7 exons. Gene Ontology annotation, molecular function: 4-hydroxy-tetrahydrodipicolinate synthase activity; N-acetylneuraminate lyase activity. NCBI's taxonomy places the organism in Eukaryota, Metazoa, Arthropoda, Insecta, Coleoptera, Curculionidae. The record is from RefSeq and is a predicted model, not a curated record.